Messenger RNA from Perca fluviatilis (European perch), 810 nucleotides. It is a transcript of the gene ecrg4a, whose product is annotated as ECRG4 augurin precursor a. The transcript is spliced from 4 exons. The coding region runs from base 82 to 519 and encodes 145 amino acids. Gene Ontology annotation, biological process: regulation of cell population proliferation; G1 to G0 transition; anaphase-promoting complex-dependent catabolic process. NCBI's taxonomy places the organism in Eukaryota, Metazoa, Chordata, Actinopteri, Perciformes, Percidae. The record is from RefSeq and is a predicted model, not a curated record.
CCGCCCACUCUUUUUCUCUGGUUAUGUGCAGCACUUAUUUUUUGCACAAUAGUUGCUGUAAAGACUCUGAGCGGGUACAAGAUGACAUCCCAUCAGCUCUAUUUGAGGUUAAUGGGUCUGGCUGUAUUGCUGACACUCUUUGCUCUUGGAGAUGUAUCCAGUGACAGCAGCUUGCACAAUAUCUUAAGGAAAAGAGACGUGGCAGGAGCAGGAACUCCCCCCUCAAAGUCCUCUGUUGCCGUCCCAUCUUCCAAGGCUCAAGAGUUCCUUGCAAAACUAAGCAGAACCAAGAGGAAUAUUUGGGAUCGCACUAGACCAGACGUACAGCAGUGGAUUAUGCAGUUUAUGUACAUGGGAUUUGAUGAGCAGAGGCUGGAGGCCGACCUGUCGUACUGGAUGGACCAAGCUCGCUCCACUGAUCAAGGGCGUCAGCACCACUACGAUGAAAACGCCCCCAUCGGCCCGCGUGACUCUAGUUCUUACAGACACGGAGCGAAUGUCAACUAUGACUACUAUUAACUGCAUCUGUUGGUUUUAAACCUGCAAAUAUAUCCAAAUACUCCACAGCUGCCAUGGCUUCUUUGUAUUGAUUGGUUACACCCACCAGUACUGAGUACAACCCACUCAACACUUUCUCACCAUCCUCACAUAGGCUAUUAGUUAGAGCAGCAGCGAUGUUCAAUGACAGCAAAAACACGUGUGCUAUUUACAUUUUUAUGAGUAAGGUUUUGAGGCAGCUGAUUUGUAUGAAAUACUGUUAAAAUCUGAUUUCUCUUAUUUUAUUAUUGUAAAUAAAGAUGUGGCUUCAUA